GACAGUCUGUGCGGAAGUUCUUUCAUCCUGCGGGAGGAGAAGAAGAAGAAGAAGAAGAAGGAGGAGGAGAAGAAGCAGAAGCAGAAGAGUCCUCCGAGUCCCUCGUCUCAACUGUCUGCCUGAACACACCGAGUCUCCUCCGGGGUUACCCACGGUUCGAUGGCGAGGCCGAGCCACAGCGAUCACGUCCUCCAGCAGCUCAAUAACCAGCGUGAGUGGGGCUUCCUGUGCGACUGCCUCAUCGCCAUCGGUGACAUCUACUUCCGGGCGCACAAGGCCGUGCUGGCGGCCUGCAGCUCCUACUUCAGGAUGAUGUUCAUCCGGGACCAGCAGCAGGGCGCCGGGCGUCUGGACCUCAGCAACAUGCAGAUCAGCGCCGAGUGCUUCGACCUCAUCCUGCAGCUCAUGUACCUGGGUCGCAUCGCGGUGGGCAGCUACGAGUUCGAGGAGCUCAAGGCCUCCAUGGCGUACCUGCAGAUGUACUACAUCCCAGACUCGUUGGAGGAUCUCAGGGACAUUAGGACCUCCAACUUCACCCCGUCCUCCUCGGCCUCCUCUGCGUCCAGCUCCUCCACCUGCCCCGCCGGCGGGAAGAUGAUGUUCGGAGUCCGGAUGUACGAGCAGCAGAGGCCUGCCGCACCGGAGGUGGAGCAUCUACCAAAAGCUGCCAGCAGCAGCAGCACCGCCGGGCGCCCGGUGGUUCCGGCGACCAUCAGCAGACCGGUGGUGGUGGCGGCGGAGGAGGUGGUGGUGGCUCCUCUGAUAGCGGCGCCACCGUUGGUGGACGGACUUGUCGAUCAGCCGUGUGACUUGAGGAAGAGGCCCGGCGGCAGGAGUUCGGCCCUCAAAGACCGUCCUCGAUUUGGCCGCACCUACACCUGCGACGACUGCGGCUUCGUCUUUAGCUGCGAGAAACUCCUGAUCGAACACAUCCUGACCUGCACCAACCGGAAGGCCUUUCAUCAGCCAAGAGGCAACGCCGAAGGUGACAACGACUCCAGUAAAGCCGAGAGCUCCGCUUCCGAGAGCAUAGAGGAGCAUAGGGUCAUCUGUAAAGGUGAGGACGACUGGCCCGAAGCCAAGUCUGACUCCGACCUCGGGACAGCUGGCGAGCCCGGAUUGACCCGGAGUAUCUCCAUCAAGACGGAACCAGAAGAAGGCAUAUUCCCUGAGAUAGAGGUGGUCCGGGUCGGCGACCACGGCAACAGAGACUGUAGGGCGCGUUUCGGCGACGCCACGCGUAAAGACCUGCAGAAGGAGAAAACCGGAUCAGACCGCGACCCAGAGCCCGGCAUCUCGGGUCUGGAUCACAGCAGCGAGCCGUUCGAAGGCCACAUGUCCAGCAGUGAAGAUUCAGGGAUCCCUGCGAAGCUCCGUAAGGUCAAAGACGAGAAGCAGGACGCCGACUGCGCACCCUGUGAACUGUGUGGCGCUCUGCUGACGGAGGAGGACAAGUCGGCCCACUACCUGUCCAACCACAUGGGCCACAUCUGUGCCUGCGGGAGGUGCGGUCAGGUGCUGAUCAAAGGCCGCCAGCUCCAGGAGCAUGCGGAGCGCUGCGGCGAAUCCCAAGGCGGCGACUCGGACUCCCACGGGGAGGACGAGGCGUCCCUGCUGGAGGAGCCUCAGGGGAUGAUGGAGGAGGAGGGUCUGAUGGAGGCCUCCGACCUGGCCUGCCCUCACUGCGGCACGCUGUUCCAGAACGAGAGCUCGGCGCUGGAGCACGCCUUGUCCUGCCACGACCAGGAGCUGUUCCGCCCGGCGCUGCUGGAGGAGGGCGGCGGUGAACUGGACCACCGACGCAAGCACUUCUGCGGCAUCUGCGGCAAAGGUUUCUACCAGCGCUGCCACCUGCGGGAGCACUACACCGUCCACACCAAGGAGAAGCAGUUCACCUGUCAGACCUGCGGGAAGCAAUUCCUGCGGGAGCGGCAGCUCCGCCUGCACACCGACAUGCACAAAGGAAUGGCGCGCUACGUCUGUCCGGUCUGCGACCAGGGAACCUUCCUCAAACACGACCACGUCCGCCACAUGAUCUCACACCUGUCGGCCGGGGAGACCAUCUGCCAGGUGUGUUUCCAGAUCUUCCCCGGCGGAGAGCAGCUGGAGAAACACAUGGAUGUCCACCUGUACAUCUGCGGCGUCUGCGGAGAGAAGUUCCGCCUCCGUAAAGACAUGAGAAGCCACUACAACUCCAAGCACACCAAGAGACUAUAGGAACCAAUCCGGACCCGUCCGCCACAUUUCUACCAGUUUUGGUACAAAGAGAAAAAGCCAUAAAUGUGAGAACAAAUGAAUGCACUUGAGCACCAAAAAAGACAAAUCUGCACUUUUUAAAGUAUAUGCAUAAUAACCUCAGCGGGCAUUCACACUGCGAGCUGAUUGGUUGCUUCGUUAGCUUUGAUUAAACAAAAAAAAGACAAUCAGGACGUCAUGAGGUUUCUUUCAAAAGUCUGAAUCUACUUCUGUUAAACGAUCACCAUCCACAGUUAACCAGCUAACCAGAUGUAUAUUAGUUUUAAUAUUUAUGAAGAAGCUGGGGUUUUGUACACAGGAUAUCUUUACAUGAUGCUUGUUUUCAUGGUUCUUGUUUUCAUGGUUCAAAGAAGUAAAUCUAGAGACGUUCUCAUUGGACGAGUCAGAAACAAGUCACCAAAUAGUUAACGAGUGAUGUUCUGUAACUGAUCUCAACACCUUUGUUUUAGCACUAGGGGGCGCCAAAGGGGAGCUUUCAGAUGGACCUUUGUGUUUGGACUUGUUGGGUUCAGGAUCGUGUUGCUCGCAGUGUUAACGAAGACUUUGUUUAGGACCACGUGGAGUCCACAUGGAGCCUCAGAGUCCACAUGGACUCUCAGAGUCCACAUGGAGCCUUUUAGAGUCCAGAUACAGACCUGAGGAGAGUUCACUUACUGUUUGGAGGUUCUCUUCCUGUUUGGAGUCGAAAUUCUCUGAAGAGGAACCCGAUGAGUUCUUCAUGUUCUAGUUGGUGAACACGGUCCUCUUUGGUUCUUAGCUUUGUGACCAUUGAUCGGCCGUACGUGCUCUGUGAUUGGUGCCUUUGCUGUGACAACACUAGUGUCUUCUUCACAGUGAUGCAUUCAGGGGGAUGGACAGUGAGAACACUAGAGGUGGUCAAGUCCAUAGGAACCACCGAGAGCUGGACCACUUGGACUUUAAGCGGUCUUCUUUUAAACCUGGUGGAUUUUCCUCCUCGGUUCGAUGGGUUCUGGUGGAUCAAAACCACCACACAGACCCGUUACAGGAAGGGGUCUCAGUUAAACCAGGAAAUAUUCGUGACAACCUUUUGUGAAACUGAACCGAAGAGGAAAACCCAGCAGGUUUAACAGGUCUUCAUUGACUGAGACCAGAACCCGGUCCUGGUCCUGGGUCUCCUGGAGGAUCACACUGUGAUGGAUCUGUUGCCUUAUGAUUCAUGUAAAGUUUUUCACUGUUUUUUGUUUCUGCUUCACAAAAAAAACACAAAGUUCACAAACCUGAACGAGACUUAAACCAGUACUGAACCAGCUGAAACCAGUUCAGACCUGACCUGCACACAGACAGUUAGUCCAGAACCAGUAUGGACCCUUCUAAAACCUCUUAAUGGUUCCUGUUAAAGGUCUUCAUGGGUUCUCCAGGUUCUGAAGUUCUGAAGAUUUUCGCUCCUCAUAAACCAAGUUCUGUUUGACAACAAUCCGGUUUUCUCCUCUUAUUAUUAUUAUUUAUAUCUGUAUCAUUAUAAUUAGUGUUGAUAUAAAUAUUAUCAUUAUUGUUGUUGUUGUUAUUUGUGCUUUGAUUUUGUUUACAGAGACUCUAGUUCUGCUCACCUUCAGCACGAUGACAUCACCAGGUCAGAGUUGUUACUUUAAGGUUCUCAAACAGACUAAUGGAUGUUUGUUCUACCAAUCAGCUCACGCCCUGUAACAAACUGACCAAUGACGGUCCACCUGGUGCCCAC
Messenger RNA from Anarrhichthys ocellatus (wolf-eel), 3955 nucleotides. RefSeq names its product zinc finger and BTB domain containing 1 (gene zbtb1). The transcript has 2 exons. The record is from RefSeq and is a predicted model, not a curated record. Gene Ontology annotation, biological process: regulation of transcription by RNA polymerase II. Gene Ontology annotation, molecular function: protein binding; DNA-binding transcription factor activity, RNA polymerase II-specific. Gene Ontology annotation, cellular component: nucleus. Lineage: Eukaryota; Metazoa; Chordata; Actinopteri; Perciformes; Anarhichadidae. Bases 160 to 2217 code for a protein of 685 amino acids.